CGAAGUAUCCCAGGCCCAACUCGGUAUUUUCUGAGAGAACCAACCGCUCUGGUUCUGGUGGAUUUUGCUUGUGUUCUGUUCUGUGUUUGUAUCGCCCUCUGCGUCUUCCACAAAGAAAUGCAAAGUUCCCUUCGAUUCCAAGCUUCGAACCCAGGCUUCGUUGUUCCGCACACGAAGCACGCUUUUGCCACCAACAUUGUCUCACUCCGUACCCUCCCCUUCACCAAACGCCGUUCCCUUCCCCAACCCCUGUGCUCCCUGUCCGUACAACCCUCGCAGCACACCUCCACCGUUGGAUCGCCGUCGCUUCAACACUGGAACCUCACCAGUCGCCACGUCACCGCUCUCAACGUCUUCGCCUGUGCGACGGCGAUAUGUGCAACGUGGCUGUUUUGCUCUGCGAUUCCGGCGCUUCUGGCUUUCAAGAGAGCAGCAGAAUCGAUGGAGAAGCUGAUGGAUGCCACGAGGGAGGAACUUCCCAACACCAUGGCCGCAAUUCGAUUAUCCGGCAUGGAAAUCAGUGACUUAACCACUGAGCUCAGUGAUAUAGGCCAAGAGAUUACGCAAGGUGUUAGAAGUUCCACUCGUGCAGUUCGGUUGGCAGAGGAGAGGCUUCGCCGCUUGACUACUGUGCCUUCUUCUUCUUCUUCAGCUUCGUUGCAGGGGAAGAUCAAUCUGAAAGCUGAGGAUGAUGGGCCUGUGAUAGCCAGAACCGCGAGGGGGGUAAGAGAGGGUAUUCUCAAGGGUCGUGCUAUUUUGCAAAUGUUUUUCACACUCACCCGAUUUUCGAGGUUUGCUCUCAACUUUAUCACUGGUCGUAGAAAAUUAUCAAGCUAGCAUCUCUUAGAAUUUAGGUUUUAGUUGUUGGAUUUGUUAUACAAAACGAGCCACUAUUUCGCCGCCCCACCACCUCUCUUCUCUACUUGUGUAUUGAUCUUCUACUUGUUCCUUCAUGGAUCGGAAUUGGAUGGUUUAGUUGUGCAGUUUUGCUGUUUUCUCGUCAUUCGUCAUUAAAUACUGCAAAGUGUCGUUUCCCUGUAGAUUACUCAACGGGGUGUAAUAUGACCAACAAUUUGGUAACCAAAUUCUAACAUUGAUGCUUCAUCCUUGCUUUUA
Molecule: messenger RNA, 1116 nt
Organism: Cajanus cajan (pigeon pea)
Lineage: Eukaryota; Viridiplantae; Streptophyta; Magnoliopsida; Fabales; Fabaceae
Source: RefSeq, a predicted model, not a curated record